Molecule: messenger RNA, 1479 nt
Organism: Miscanthus lutarioriparius
Lineage: Eukaryota; Viridiplantae; Streptophyta; Magnoliopsida; Poales; Poaceae
Source: the annotation of a GenBank genome assembly
AUGGAGUUCCAGUACCGUGCCAUCGACGAGCGCCGAAGCCGAUCCCCGCCGCCGCCAGCGGCGCCAAGUACUCCUGGCUCCACAUCGGCAGACAGCCAUCGGGGCGACAGUUCGGUAGAGCGCUUGGGGAAUUCGGCCGCGGCGGUGGCUGACGCUGACGAGCUGCGGCGGCGGCAAGCAGAGAAGCCGAGGAUCAGGGAGCGGAUCCUCAGGGAGGAAGCGGAGCACUGGGAGCUAGAGAUGGAGGUGCGCAGCGAGUUAAGGGAGGAGAUGCUGCAUCGGUCAUGGCCCGCGCUCGGGCGAUCGGCGAGGGGAUCCGACACGCCGGCCGUGUUGUCAACCGGAAUGAUUACCGCCGCCAACUCAUCGCUGCCUGUUGUUGCUCUUGAGGCCCACCCAAAAUCAAACGCACUAGCAACCGCGCCGACCAAGCGGAAGAGCCCUGAAUCGUGCCACCGGAGCAUUGUUGGUUCCAAGCAGCAAGAAGCAGAAGAGCACAUUAACCUGCAUGACCACCUCAAUGGGAAGGCUCACAAGAGGAAGGUGGUAGCACUUCCGGAGCUGCCAAAGCUAGCGCCAGAGACAGAGCAGGAGAGAGGGCUCGAGGCAGGGAAGGAAGAGGCAAUGGCAAUGGAGACAUUGGGAGAUUACAAACCGACGAGGUUCAUGAUGGCGAUGGCCGCAGGAGAGCUGAACGAAGUGACACAGAUCGACGGGUACCUCCUCUGUGAAUUGUGCAAUGUGCCGACAGCAGACCGUGUUACCAUGAUGUGCCACCUACAGGGGAGCAAACACAUAUCUAAUGGCCAGAAGAAGCGUCAACCCUCCAGCAAGCCAUCGAGUGAGGUGGAGGGUACAGUUAGUGCUGCCACUUCAGCUAUUGGCAGUGCUGAUCCUAAAAAGCUGGCUCUGGAGGAUUUCAGUGUGCCGCUGCCACACACCGUGCGGCCGCUGCCACACACCGUGCGGCUCUUGGAAGGAUUUCUGCUCUGCGAGCUGUGUGAUGUGAAGAAUCCAUCGAUGAAUGGCAUGCGUCAACACUUGUCAGGGAAGAAGCACAAGAAUAAGGCGAACGCCAGCUCUGAUGCCUCUGUCAACGUGUCCACAGGUGGAAAGGAAGCAGCCAAAGCGCAGCUGAUAGACACAGACACGGUUGUCAUCUCUGACAUGGCAGCAAAGGUGGAAGCCCCAUUGGAGAAGUCCUUGCAACCAAAGCUUGGUGAUGAUAGUGAGUUGCAAGAAACGACUGUGGCACCACCAAAGGAAGACGUCGCCAUUGGGGACAGUGCUAAGUCUGCUGGAACGGAAAUGAUGAAAAGCAAUGCAACUUCUGCUGGAGCUCAGCUCAAUAAUGUCUCUGAUUCUGACUCGCUGACCAUGGAAGUAGACAGCGUGAUGCACGCCCUCUCCCGGGUGGAUGGCUUCCUCAUCUGCCUGAGCUGCAACUUCUGUGUCAUCAACAUCGCCUCUGGUUUGUAG